This is a messenger RNA of Cucurbita moschata (crookneck pumpkin), 1070 nucleotides long. Its product is annotated as glutathione S-transferase DHAR2-like. NCBI's taxonomy places the organism in Eukaryota, Viridiplantae, Streptophyta, Magnoliopsida, Cucurbitales, Cucurbitaceae. The transcript has 6 exons. Gene Ontology annotation, molecular function: glutathione dehydrogenase (ascorbate) activity. Gene Ontology annotation, biological process: cellular oxidant detoxification; protein glutathionylation; ascorbate glutathione cycle. The coding region runs from base 227 to 868 and encodes 213 amino acids. The record is from RefSeq and is a predicted model, not a curated record.
AGGAAUCCCCUGCAUCUUAUCGAUCAAAUCUCUCGAGAUGCCAAAUUCCUGUCUGGGGCUAUGGAAUUCUUGUCCUCUUCCUAUCAUUUCACCGCCCCGCCAUGGGAAUUGAUACCACAUAACUUAAAUAUAUACCCAAAUUCCCGCACUCACUCCUCACUCACAUCCUCUGUUUCUUCUGUGAUUUCCCGUUUCAAAGCUCCCCACCCGCCCCUUCGAUCAGAAAAUGGCCAUUGAGGUUGUUGUCAAGGCUGCUACUGGUGCUCCCGAUGUUCUUGGAGACUGCCCUUUCUGCCACAGGGUUCUUUUAACUUUAGAGGAGAAGAAAGUUGCUUAUAAAUUGCUUCUUGUCAAUCUCUCCGACAAACCCAGUUGGUUCUUGGAAGUGAGCCCAGAAGGGAAGGUGCCUGUUGUGAAGUUUGAUGGCAAAUGGGUUCCUGAUUCUGAUGUCAUUGUGGGGAUUCUUGAGGACAAGUAUCCAGACCCUUCUCUUGUUACUCCUCCUCAAUUUUCUUCUGUGGGAUCAAAGAUAAACGGUGCUUUUGUAAAAUUCUUGUUGAGCAAGGACCCCAGUGAUGGUUCAGAGCAGGCUUUGCUUGAAGAGUUGAAGGCGUUGGAUGAGCAUCUUAAGGCUCAUGGUCCUUAUGUUGCUGGAGAAAAGGUAACUGCUGUUGAUUUGAGUCUGGCACCAAAGUUGUACCAUAUUGAUAUUGCUCUUGGCCAUUUCAAGAAGUGGGUUUUCCCCGAAAACUUACGGAGUUUAUCCGCAUACAAAAAGUUGCUUUUCGCUCGAGAAUCGUUCGUGAAGACGAAGGCUGUCCCAGAACAUGUCAUUGCUGGUUGGGAGACCAAGGUGAAUGCUGCUUGAACCAAGACAUGUUUUCAUCCCAAGUUAUGAACAGCACUGGACGUUGGUUGUCCUGUUUUCCUAUGCCUCAAUAAAACUGUAUCACCGUGCCUCAAUAAAAUGGUGUAUUAUCACUUUACUUUGACUCAUCAUUAACCGUACUUAUAUUAUAUCACUAUGCCUCAAUAACACGGUGUAUUUUCCUCCCCCGCCCUUAUGUAAA